Cotesia congregata is the source of this 1137-nucleotide messenger RNA. The record is from the annotation of a GenBank genome assembly. Lineage: Eukaryota; Metazoa; Arthropoda; Insecta; Hymenoptera; Braconidae.
AUGGAUGUUUAUCAAAAACCCUGCUAUAAAAUAAUGAAGACCUCUUGCCAGCUGAUAGGUCAAUGGCCGUACCAGUCUUCAUGGAAAAGUCUUGUAUUAAUAACUAUUAUAUGGGUUGCUUUUUUCUUACAAGCCAUCCCACAAGUAUAUAGUCUAACAGCUCCGAUGGUGGUGCAUCGUGAUGACUGGGCCGUAUUGUUUGAAGCUUUUUCGUCGUUUGUUAUAGAUCUUGCCUUCAUUAUUAAAUAUUAUAAUACUAUUCAAAAAUCAGAUUUGGUAUCUUCUAUGCAAGAUCACGCAAAUCUUGGAUAUUUAUUAUCAGCAAGUUACGCAGGCAUAGGAUAUAUAUCAGUGAUGAUUUUCGUAACGGAACCGGUUCUUCCACGGAUUAUAAGUUUGUUCACAGAAACCAAUGAUACUAUUUCACCAAAAUUUUCUUUGCCAUUAGAGUACAUCAUAAUUGAUAAAGAGAAGCACUACCCGGUAAUGUUUACCAUUUCAAAUAUAUUUGUAAUGAAUAUCAUUGUUACUGUAAUAUCGUGCGAUAUUACACUGAUCACAUUCGUCACCCACGCUUGUGGAUUGUUCGCAGUAGUCGGGUCUCGGCUAAAAAAUUCACCCGUCGAUGCAUCAAUAAAGCGCGGAAUUGUCAAACCUUUACCGAAUUCAAUGGACAUUCCUUAUAGGCAUUUGGUGUCUUGCAUCAGAGGACACAGACGAGCUUUAGAAUUUGCCGAACGUCUUGAGUAUGCUUAUACGGUAAGUUUUGGAAUUUUGGUCGGAUUGAAUCUACCAGUUAUAAGUGUGACUGGAUUACAGAUUAUCACACAAUCCAAUACAGUGGAACAAUUGUUAAAAUAUCUAUCGUUUACACUCUCCGUAGUGAUGCAUCUUUUUUUCUUGUGUUUUCUGUCACAACAGCUGACUGAUACGAGCUCACAGAUCCAAAAUUGCAUAGCGGACGUUAAGUGGUACCAUAUUUCAACCAAGGCCCAAAAGUUGCUGAUUUUAAUGACUAUGAACAGUCAAGCGCCCUGCAAAUUGACCGCUGCUAAGAUUAUGGAGCUGUCUAUAGAGAAUUUUGGAAUGAUGAUGAAAACUUGUGGUUCUUACUUCACGAUGUUGUUAUCUAUGCAA